Paramecium tetraurelia is the source of this 524-nucleotide messenger RNA. RefSeq lists its product as uncharacterized. NCBI's taxonomy places the organism in Eukaryota, Ciliophora, Oligohymenophorea, Peniculida, Parameciidae. The record is from RefSeq and is a predicted model, not a curated record. The transcript has 3 exons.
AUGAGUUCACCCUAAUCCAUAGGUAGUCCAACUCUUCAAGCCCAUUUUAAGCCCUCUCUAUUUGCUCCGAAAACAGGCUCCCCUUACUCUUCAAAUCUAAUCAAAACAAAAUAACCCAGUAGUAACCGUAUUAACACUCCUAUCAUCAAAACAGAGAGAGCAAGGACUUUAAAUUUUAGUGAUUCAGAAUCAAAGCCAGAAUCUAAACGAUGGGAUGCUGUAUGUAAGGUAGAAAAAUCGAUCAACAUACUCAGAAAAACAAAGGGAAAAGUUGAUUUCUCAUUUCAAAUUAAGGUAGAAGAAAUAAUAAAUGAAAUGAUGGUGAUCUGUGGAAUUGAUGAAAAAGUCUCAAAAUUGUUUCUUUAGAUCAAAGAGGAACGUGAAUAAAGAAAAUAAUCCCAAUUAAAGACCUUAAAGUUCAUUAAAGGCCAAUUGGACUAAAUAGAAUAAUUAAAAAGAAGAUGUCAGGAAUACUACUGAUAACCAUAAAAUAUAUUUUCUUAAGUUAUAAUUACAAGUAACUA